CUCAAACAUCUGAAAAAACGAAAGUUAUUACACCAAAAAUAAAAACAAAAAAGAGAGAGAAUAAAAUUCCCAAACGUUCUCAAUAUUCCUUCAAGUUCCGCUUACGUCGGACCCUCAGCCUACAUAUAUACCAACAUCUCAUCACCAUUGCUCAAUACUCAGAGCUCGCUCGCUCUCUCUCUCUACUCUAUCACUCAUCAUGGCGCUCCGGAAGGCGCUUGCCAAACGUCAAUUUCACGCUAUCAGAGUCACACUAGCCCCGUCGUCGGUGGUUCUAGAGCACCAAACCAUUGUGCCUCCAAAUGCUGCCCAGGCAAAUUUCCACCGCGAGUAUCUCACCGCAACCGGUUCCGCCGGUAAAGGCUUUUUCCGGCGUUUUCUUCACCGCCGAGCGCUAAAUCAAUCGGCGAAGCUCCCGGAGUUCCUCACCAUACCAGUCGGAGAAAAGCUCCGGGAAAAGCUCAGAGGCAUCAACAUUAGCAGCGAUCGGCUCCGGAUAGCCGGUCUCAGCCCUCCGCAGCCGGAUCUUGCCACUCCCGACGACGCUCUGUACGGAAUCUCCGUCAGCGACGCGAAGAAGAUUCUGAGGCUUUCUCAGGUGGAGAAGCUAAAAGCGAAGCUGAGGGAGAUUCCGGAGAGCUCCAUUUCGUACUCGGAGUUUGUUCGGAUCUGUGUGGAAGGCUGCGAGGGUGAAGAACAAGGUGCUGAGUUUUCGAAGAUGCUGGACGAGUCUGGAAACGUCAUCGUUUUGGGAAGCGUAGUGUUUCUCAGACCGGAGCAGGUGGCAAAAUCCAUGGAGAGCAUAAUUUCACAAUCCAUGGCCAUGCCGAACGAUCCAAGGAGAAGAGAGCUCCAACAGUUGGAGACGCAAAAGAUGGUAAUUGACCAAAAAGCCCGGGCCUUGGUCCGGGGCGAGCUCUACUGUGGGCUGGGCUUUUUGUUAUUUCAAACAGUCGGUGCCAUCCGGCUUACUUUUUGGGAACUGAGUUGGGAUGUGAUGGAGCCCAUUUGCUUCUUUGUCACCUCCAUGUACUUCGCUUUGGGCUAUGGCUUUUUUCUUAGGACAUCCACGGAGCCUACUUUCCAAGGCUUCUUCCAGCGUCGUUUUGAGGCCCAGCAACAGCGCCUUAUGGAGGCUCAUAAAUUUGAUGUCCAAAAGUACAAGCAGCUCCGCAAAGUGUUUUAUCCCAAUUCGGAUCAUUCGGCGUCGUUUUCGUCGUGAUGAAGGAAUUGCUCUGCUCUUGGUGGUGCUGUACAUCGUUAAACAGAGUUGUGGGGUCCAUACCGCAGGCUUAGGUCUUGGUUUUUUUUUUUGGGGGGUCAAAAUACCGUAGGCUUAGGUUAAUACCAAAAAAAAAAAAAAACAAAGUAACCAAAUUUUAACUGGAAUCGUUUCACCAAACAAAGCCUGUUGGUUUUAAACCUUUAAGGACGGUUGGGCGAGUUUCGGCCCCGGGCCCAUGACGGAGGAACUUUGAUCGGUGGUGGUGAUGAGAAACUCGGAAUCUUGUAAAGAGGUUCAGUUCUCAUUCUUUGUGUAGAGUACAGUGAAUUGCCAUGUAAAAUAUGAAACUUUUGUUAAGUUUUUCUUACUGGCAGGCAAAUAGCAAAUUAGCAAU
This is a messenger RNA of Prunus dulcis (almond), 1619 nucleotides long. RefSeq names its product calcium uniporter protein 4, mitochondrial. The record is from RefSeq and is a predicted model, not a curated record. Gene Ontology annotation, molecular function: calcium channel activity; uniporter activity. Bases 200 to 1222 code for a protein of 340 amino acids. Gene Ontology annotation, biological process: mitochondrial calcium ion homeostasis; calcium import into the mitochondrion. The transcript has 2 exons. NCBI's taxonomy places the organism in Eukaryota, Viridiplantae, Streptophyta, Magnoliopsida, Rosales, Rosaceae. Gene Ontology annotation, cellular component: mitochondrial inner membrane; uniplex complex.